Cavia porcellus (domestic guinea pig) is the source of this 1790-nucleotide messenger RNA. RefSeq names its product putative zinc finger protein 833. The annotation marks the transcript as partial. Gene Ontology annotation, cellular component: nucleus. The record is from RefSeq and is a predicted model, not a curated record. Lineage: Eukaryota; Metazoa; Chordata; Mammalia; Rodentia; Caviidae. The transcript has a single exon. Gene Ontology annotation, molecular function: DNA-binding transcription factor activity, RNA polymerase II-specific; RNA polymerase II cis-regulatory region sequence-specific DNA binding. Gene Ontology annotation, biological process: regulation of transcription by RNA polymerase II.
GAAAAGCUAGGGAAAUCCUAUAGACAUACAUCUUGGAAUCAGUGUAAAGAAGUAUUCCCUUGUACUGCAGAAGGUAAUGUGAAUGUGAAAGAAGCAGAAACACACCACAAUGUUCAGAUCCAUGAAAGAUAUUGCAGUGGAGAGAAAUCGUAUGUAUGUCAGCAAUGUGGAAAAGGUUUCACCAAAUCUGGACAUUGUAAGCAACAUGAAAGAUUUCAUACUGGAGAGAAACCCUAUGCAUGUAAGCAAUGUGGGAAAGGUUUUACCAUCUCUCGACAUUGUAAGCAACAUGAAAGAAUUCACACUGGCGAGAAACCAUAUGUAUGUAAGCAAUGUGGGAAAGCUUUUAACACAUUGGGAGGUUUUAAGAGACAUGAAAGAAUUCACACUGGAGAGAAACCAUAUGUAUGUAAGCAAUGUGGGAAAGCUUUUACCCAACAUGUACAUUGUAAGCAACAUGAACGAAUUCACACUGGCAAGAAACCAUAUGUAUGUAAGCAAUGUGGGAAAGCUUUUACCCAACAUGGACAUUGUAAGCAACAUGAAAGAAUUCACACUGGCAAGAAACCAUAUAUAUGUAAGCAAUGUGGGAAAGCUUUUAACAAAUUGGGAGGUUUUAAGAAACAUGAAAGAAUUCACACUGGAGAGAAACCCUAUGUAUGUAAGCAAUGUGGGAAAGGUUUUACCCAACAUGGACAUUGUAAGGAACAUGAAAGAAUUCACACUGGAGAGAAACCCUAUGUAUGUAAGCAAUGUGGGAAAGGUUUUACCCGACACGGACAUUGUAAGCAACAUGAAAGAAUUCACACUGGAGAGAAACCAUAUGUAUGUAAGCAAUGUGGGAAAGCUUUUAACACAUUGGGAGGUUUUAAGAGACAUGAAAGAAUUCACACUGGAGAGAAACCCUGUGUAUGUAAGCAAUGUGGGAAAGCUUUUACCCAACAUGGAAGUUGUAAGCGACAUGAAAGAAUUCACACUGGAGAGAAACCCUAUAUAUGUAAACAAUGUGGGAAAGGUUUUACCGGAAAUGGACAUCGUAAGCAACAAGAAAGUUCACACUCAAAAUAAAACCAGUGUAUGUAAGAAUCAUGAGAAUUUUUUGAGCACAAGUACAUAUUGCAUAAUUGGUGAAAAUCUUCACACUGGGCAGAAAACAUAUAUGUAAGGAAUGUGGGAAAGGUUUCAGCAGAAAUGCUCAUUGUCCAGUACAUGAAUAAAUUUACACUGUUGAGAAACCCUGUUUAUGUGAAGAAUGUGGGAAACCUUUCACCACACAUGGAUUUUGUGAAAUACAUCAAUGACUCCACACUGGUGAGAAACAAUAUGCAUAUAACAAUGUGGCAAAGCUUUUAACACAUACAGUCAUUGCAAAACACAUGAAACAAUUCACACUGGGAAGAACCACUGGCUACAUAAGGAAGUGGAGACACUUUCAGCAGCCAGAUUGUAAGUGAAAUACGUGAAGAAGCUCACACAAGAGAUAAAUCCUAUGUGUUAUGGGAAUACUCUCAGCACACAUGAUCAUUGUUACGUAUCUGAAAGAGCUCACUGGAUCCUAUGUGUAUUAACAGUGUGAGAAAUAUGGCAAUCCAUGUUUGUUGUUAAAUACAUAGAAAAAGCAGCACUCUUCAGACAGUUUAGAUCUAAGUUUACUUUAAAAAUUCCAAGUAGACCUGAAGAAAUAAUCAAUACAGAAGUUUGAUAUCAAUAUUUCUUCACAAUUUUCCAGAAACAACAAUUCUGAUGUGGAGCUCUACUCAAGUAUAUAUUUUGUAUGGUUUUCAGUUAAU